GACCCGUCCGGCUACUACUUACUAAUAGUGCACAGGAGAAAGCCGGGGUAUCUGGGAACUCAACAGAAAGUAUCAGAUUAUUCUAGAAAUCACAGGAAUGGCUGCAAAGAUUCCUCCACCAGGGUGUACCUGGGCCCAGAGACCUAAACACAUUAUCCUCACCAUCUGCCUCACGGACGUGAAGGACCCCGUAAUCAAGGUGGAGCCUGGGAAGCUCUACUUCAAGGGGGUCGGGGGUACAGAGAUGAAGGAACAUGAAGUUGAAAUGGUUUUCUUCAAACCGAUUGAUGUCGAGAAAUCCAAGUUUGGAGUUCGUCCCCGUGAGAUCUCGUUUGUACUGGAGAAGCAGGAGGAGGGCCCAUACUGGGACCGGCUCCUGGAGACCAAGGUGAAGCAGCCCUGGCUCAGGGUGGACUUCAAGAACUGGAAGGACGAGGAUGAUGAUGAGGAGGAGGGAGGAGCUCAAGGACAGGAUCUAGAGGAGAUGAUGAGACAAAUGGGAGGAUUAGGAGGCGCCGCCGGAGGAGCCGGAGCCGCAGAUAUGGGAGAUCUAGCAAAGAAAGCAUAUCAGAGACCAAGCUUAGACGAUUUGGAUAUUGAUGACGAGGAAGACGACAUGCCAGAUCUGGAGUAGAGAACUAUCAGCGGCAUUUUGCUCUUUGCGGCAUCCAUUUUUCAAUUUUCAAUGACUUCAAGAUCCAAAACGAGUUGAAAAUUGCUCAAUUCGCUGCUAAUUUUACUUUUGUUAUUAUUUACCGUCGAAAACGAUUGGAACAUACAUACACUCAUUGAUUAUACAUACAUUAUUGCCAUUUAACAUGUUAUGACAUAUUUUCUUAAACCUGUAUAAUUGUUUGCAUUUUAGUACUUUGAUAAAUAAAAUGCUUGUUUUGCGA
Messenger RNA from Eurytemora carolleeae, 896 nucleotides. Its product is annotated as prostaglandin E synthase 3. The transcript is spliced from 4 exons. The record is from RefSeq and is a predicted model, not a curated record. The coding region runs from base 98 to 634 and encodes 178 amino acids. Gene Ontology annotation, cellular component: nucleus; cytosol. Gene Ontology annotation, biological process: chaperone-mediated protein complex assembly; protein folding. Lineage: Eukaryota; Metazoa; Arthropoda; Copepoda; Calanoida; Temoridae. Gene Ontology annotation, molecular function: protein-folding chaperone binding; Hsp90 protein binding.